AUGGUCUCCGUGAAGUCGAGCGAGAAACAGUGUGAUGACCCGGACCCCAAAGCAGAAAGGGUGCCGUCGGAUACCGAGCCACCGCAAGUGGAUCCGAAUUCGACUCCCGGUGAAACCGAGGUUUACUCGACCUUCUCCCGUCGGACAAAAGCAUUGAUUGUCCUGAUGGCCUCAGUGGCCAGUAUUUUCUCCUCCUUGUCGGCCAACAUCUACCUGCCCGCCCUUGACACUAUUGCCGAGCAGCUCCACGUGAGCGAUACCUUGAUCAACCUCACCUUAUCGACGUACAUGAUCUUUCAAGGCCUCGCACCCACUAUAUUUGGCGGGCUUUCCGACAGUGCAGGUCGGCGACCAGCGUACAUUCUUUGCUUCAUCACCUAUAUCGCCGCCAACAUCGGGCUCGCCCUGCAGCGCAACUAUGCCGCGCUGCUUAUUUUGAGAUGCCUUCAGAGUGCUGGCGGUAGCAGCACCAUUGCUCUCGCUAAUGCUAUUGUUGCUGACGUCGUCACUACCGCCGAACGCGGCAGGUACAUUGGAUAUGUCUCGGCCGGCUUCAUCCUUGGCCCGUCGAUAGGGCCUAUAAUCGGGGGGCUCCUGACCCAGUUCCUAGGCUGGCCCUUCAUAUUUUGGUUGUUGACAAUCCUUGCAGGUGCUUUUUUUAUCGUGCUACUGUUUUUCCUUCCCGAAACUGCGCGCAAGGUUGUAGGCAAUGGCUCACAAUAUCCCCCAUUAUGGAACCUGUCGGGCCUUCAGCUCUGCUCUCGACGUCAACGGGCCGAUGGUUACUCCUCAGUGGAGACUCACAUCCGCUUCCCCAACCCGCUCAAGGCUCUUACCAUUAUUUUUAAGAAAGAAGUUUUCCUGAUCCUUCUGGGAAAUGGUGUGGCCAUCGCAGGCUACUUUGCUGUUACAGGCACCAUCACCUCGCAGUUCAGCCGCAUCUAUGACUUUAACGAGGUGCAGAUCGGUCUGUGCUUUAUUCCACUUGGUGUGGGCAAUCUGAUUGCUGCAUAUACACAGGGGAUAAUAACGGACUGGAACUAUCGACGGCAUGCACACAGCCAAGGCAUAGAUAUUUCCAGCAAUCACCGACCUGACUUGGAUAAGUUUGCCAUCGAACGCCCCCGCACUGAGGUCGUCUUACCGCAGGCAAUCGGGGAGGCACUGAGCAUGAUUGCGUAUGGCUGGGUAUUGCACUACGAGACCAAUCUUGCAGGACCAAUCAUCCUACUUCUUCUCAUCGGGUAUACUUCCGCAGCAGUAAUGAAUACCUUGAGUGCGUUGAUGGUCGAUAUCUACCCUCAGAGUCCGGCCAUGGCAACAGCCCUCAUGAAUCUCACACGAUGUUGGCUCGGAGCUGGUGCAGCUGCUGCAAUCCUUCCUAUGAUUGACGCCAUCGGCAAUGGGUGGGCUUUUACUGUAAUCGGAUUCAUGUGUUUUCUGUGCGCGCCAGCGAUGGAAGUGGUGUGGAUCUGGGGUUAUGACUGGCGCAGACAGCGACAUUGCCGGGAGGAGACAUCUCUGGGAAACCAUAUUAGCAAUUGA
This is a messenger RNA of Aspergillus welwitschiae, 1545 nucleotides long. RefSeq names its product MFS transporter. Gene Ontology annotation, biological process: transmembrane transport. Bases 1 to 1545 code for a protein of 514 amino acids. NCBI's taxonomy places the organism in Eukaryota, Fungi, Ascomycota, Eurotiomycetes, Eurotiales, Aspergillaceae. The transcript has 2 exons. Gene Ontology annotation, molecular function: transmembrane transporter activity. The record is from RefSeq and is a predicted model, not a curated record.